UAACUUAACAAGUUAGUAGCAUAAAUCUGAGGUCUCCCUAGCAUUUUCGGUUGUCGCCUCCUUCACACCAACAGGCGAAACGAAAUUUUUUCUGAGCUAGGGUUCAUCGUUAAAUUAUCUCAAUAUGCCUAAACGAAGCAAGAAGAGUAAAAGUAAGAGAGUUCCAUUGAAGAAGAAGCAUAAGAUUAUCAGGAAAGUAAAGGAACAUCACAAAAAGAAAGCUAAAGAAGCAAAGAAACUUCCUAACCACGGAAAAAAAGUUGAGAAAGAUCCUGGAAUUCCUAAUGAUUGGCCUUUUAAGGAACAAGAGCUCAAAUCUCUUGAAGCUCGUCGUGCUAAAGCUAUAGAAGAAGCGGAACAAAAAAAAGCUGAUAAAAUCGAAAGGAGACAAAAGAGAAAGUUGGAGGCACGAGAGGAUGAUGAUGAUGAUAUUGAUAAUGUUCCUACGAAACAAGCCAAGGCUGAGGAGGAAUCACUUGCUGUAUUUAGUAAGAGCAAAGAUAAUUCAGACAAGGCUUUCUACAAGGAGUUAGUCAAAGUUAUAGAAGCAUCAGAUGUCAUUUUGGAAGUUCUUGAUGCUAGGGAUCCUCUUGGUACUCGCUGUAUUGAUAUGGAAAAGUUGGUAAUGAAAGCGGGUCCUGAGAAACAUCUUGUCUUGCUUCUUAACAAAAUAGACCUUGCUCCUCGCGAGGCUGUCGAGAAAUGGCUUAAUUAUCUUAGGGAAGAGUUGCCUGCGGUUGCCUUCAAAUGUAACACCCAGGAGCAGAGAUCAAAUUAUGGUUGGAAGUCGUCGAAACCAGGAAAAUCUGGGGGGAAAUCUGGGAAACCUGUGAAAACGACUUCAAAACCCUUGAAAGCAAGCAAUAUUUUGCAAACCAGUGAUUGUCUUGGAGCCGAAACUCUUUUGAAGUUGCUGAAGAAUUACUCAAGAAGUCAUGAGAUUAAGAAGUCGAUAACAGUUGGUAUCAUUGGGCUUCCCAAUGUUGGUAAGAGUAGUUUGAUUAAUAGUUUGAAGAGAUGCCGUGCUGUCAGUGUUGGUGCUACUCCAGGAUUAACACGCUCAAUGCAAGAAGUUCAAUUAGACAAGAAUGUCAAGCUGUUGGAUUGUCCUGGUGUUGUCAUGCUCAAAUCAGAGGAGAGUGAUGCAUCUGUAGCUCUUCGAAAUUGCAAAAGAAUUGAAAAAUUAGAAGAUCCCAUCGCUCCAGUGAAGGAAAUUCUCAAGCUCUGCCCUGCCAAAAUGUUGGUCUCCUUGUACAAGAUUGCAAUAUUCGAUUCAGUUGAUGACUUCCUCCAGAAGGUGGCUACUGUUAGGGGUAAGCUUAAAAAAGGCGGUGUUUUGGAUAUUCAGGCCGCUGCAAAGAUAGUUCUCCAUGAUUGGAAUGAGGGAAAAAUUAAAUACUACACGAUGCCUCCUGUUAGGAACCAAGGAGAGACGUUUGAGUCCUCAAUUGUAUCAGAGCUUGGAAAAGAGUUCAAUGUUGGUGAAGUUUACCAGGGUGAAUCUUCAUUCAUUGGUAGCCUUGUGUCUCUUGAGAAUUUUAGUCAUGUUGAAAUUCCUCCUAGCUGUCCCCUGAACUUCGAUCAGAAAAUGCUCGAGGAUGAUGAAAAGCCCGAACCUUCAAAACAAGGCAAGGAAUUGGCUGGAGAUGGUGAUGUUGAAAUGGCCAGUCAAGAGAAGGAUAUGAACACUACCAGGGCAAAGUCCAUAAACAGCAAGCAAAAUGAGAAGCUCUAUACAGCAGAAGGAAUGUUGAAUCCCAAGUUAAAGAAGGCUGAGAAAAAGAAGAAGAAGAAAGCUAGUAAAUUAGCCUCGGCGGGUUCUAUGGACGAGGACUAUGAUUUUAAGGUGGAUUUUGCAAAGAAGGAUGUCGACAUGGAGGAGGACGAGGAUGAUGAGUCGGAAAAUGAACUCGGUGCUGAGGUGCCAAUGUCAGGAGUUGAGGUUGAUGAAUGAAGGAGUGAGAUGGUUUACUUCACACAGCUCUUGUCAAAUUUUGACAGAUAUGUCUUUUUGCUUUCCAGUUCGUUUUAUUUGGGUCAAAAAAAAGAAGAUAAAUUAAAAAAGUGUUGUGUUACUUUGUCUGAGUUAUUGUUUUAUUUGAUUAAAUUAGUUGAUCUCAUGAAUAUGUAUUGUUGACAGAGCCGUCUUAUGGACCAGGCCAGCUAGGCUAUUGCCUUGAGCCUCAUAUUGUUACCUGGCUAAAUUGGGGCCUAUUCUAA
Papaver somniferum (opium poppy) is the source of this 2220-nucleotide messenger RNA. Its product is annotated as guanine nucleotide-binding protein-like NSN1. Bases 125 to 1954 code for a protein of 609 amino acids. The record is from RefSeq and is a predicted model, not a curated record. The transcript has 8 exons. Gene Ontology annotation, molecular function: GTP binding. NCBI's taxonomy places the organism in Eukaryota, Viridiplantae, Streptophyta, Magnoliopsida, Ranunculales, Papaveraceae. Gene Ontology annotation, cellular component: nucleolus.